AGCUAGGGGCGCGCGUGGGCCGGCGUCUCAGCUCAGCUCAGUGCGCGCGUGCCUCUCCUUUGCCCUCGCUCUGCUGGUGGUCGAAGGCCAUGGGUGUGGGCACCGAGUCUGACAUGAAUUGUACUCUUCUUCGAACAGCGGACCAGAAGCUGUUGCUGCUGUUCAGAAAGGCGAACUGUAACAAUGGAAACGUUGGAAACAACCGUCUUGAAGCAAAAGCUGAAAGCAGCGAUGAAGUUAUAUCUUACCCCAAAGCGGAGCUCUGGCGCCACUGUUUAUUGCGAGGAGCCAAUCUGGGAUCGUUUGUGUCUAUUAUUUUCGGUACCCCUGUAUUGCUGUACAAGGGAGUCAGGCAGCCAAUCACACUGCUGCAAAGACUUUCGAGAAUAAGCACUUACGGAGUGGGGUGCGGAAUGCUUUUAGCUGCAGUCAUGACGGCUAACAUGACUUGGGGGAACACUGAGGAACAAAUAUUUGAUCGUUCUUAUAGGCUGAGAUACAAUAAGGGUCAAGUACUGAUGGAUCAGGUAUCCUAUGUUGGUGUGAUAGGAGGUGGACUUGCUGGUGGACUAUCUUCUCCAGCUAACUGGUGUAAAGGAGGUGUGCAAGGUGCGUGCCUUGGCCUAGGAUUGGCUGUCUUCACUCAGAUGCUGCUGAAGCCCUUGGUUGUUAGUAAAGACCUGUGACUGAUAAACCAUUUGAUUUGGGCUGUUGUUUGAAUCAUAAUUAAUGUGCAAACCCUCGGUGAACUGCGCAGGCGCGGUACCACUAAUUGAUGGGCUGGGCUUUUCAUUUACUCGCGGUAUCCCGGAUCCCGCUAGUAGCUCGCGGAG
This is a messenger RNA of Geodia barretti, 833 nucleotides long. The record is from the annotation of a GenBank genome assembly. NCBI's taxonomy places the organism in Eukaryota, Metazoa, Porifera, Demospongiae, Tetractinellida, Geodiidae.